Messenger RNA from Meloidogyne enterolobii, 1834 nucleotides. NCBI's taxonomy places the organism in Eukaryota, Metazoa, Nematoda, Chromadorea, Rhabditida, Meloidogynidae. The record is from the annotation of a GenBank genome assembly.
AUGGAUUAUUUAUUAGAUCGUUAUAUUUUUGAUUAUUUACCUUUUCAAAUUUCUGAUGAUUUAAAGAAAUCAAUUUCUUCUUCUUCAAUGUCUGUUGUUAAGUAUGCCGAUUGGUUUUGCAAAACUCAAGAUGUUUGGAAUUUCUUUGAAAAUCAUUUUACUUUUCUUGCUGCUGAAAUUUUCUAUUUUUUGUUGUUUGCUUUUACUUUAAUUCAUGCUAUUCGUCUUGGUGGACGUUAUAUUUACACUUGGUUAGGAAUUUCUAUGUUGAUUUUCCAUCAGGAAUAUUUUCAACUUGGGAAGCCGCAAUACGAUUUUCAAUGGCAUUCUCAAGGGCUUUUAAGUUUUUGUGGUGGAAGAAUCCCUAUUUCGCGUGUUUUGGGUGUUCGGCAUGUAGCUAUAUAUUCUGCUGUUAUUUUUAGUGAAAGGGUUAUUACUCUUCCUCCACGAGAAUAUUCUUCUAUACUAGAACAUUUGGCUUAUUUUAAUUUUUAUUUUAUACAAAGUUUUGCAGCUUCUAUUUUGGUUAAUUUAGUUAAAUUAUUUAUUCUUUUAUCCUUCUUUUUUAAGGCUUUAAUUAUUAAACUUCCGUACGAUUUUCUUGGAACUUAUUUUCUUUGGUGGACUUGGGAUUAUGGUAAUCCGUUAAUUCAAGAGAAGAUUUAUGGUGUUCCUUGGAUAGCUUUUGCUCAUGAUGCUUCUUUAAUCUCUGCAUUUGUUUCCGUAUUAAAUCUUACACGACAUUUUGCUGCUGAGGAAACUUAUGAUUGGAAAAAGUUUGUCGAAGAAUUUUUGAUGGUUGCUCUUUCCGCCCGUGUUGCUUUUUUAUUUUUCACGCUUAUAUCUACUAAUAUUGUUAUUUUUGGGUUUUUUCUGUCUAUAAGAACAAUGGUGUUAAUUGCAAUUUCUGUCCAAAUUUUUAUGGUUAUUGAUGCUAUUUUAACCUAUGAAAAACACUCUUUCAAUCCUUAUUGGUUUGAUGAACUCUCUUUUGUUGUUUGCAUUCACUUUAUUUUUCUUAUGCUGUUGGUGGUGUUUUACAAUCCAAUUUAUGUUGUUAGUAGAGGAUUUCAUCAACCUAUUGGACCAUGCCAAGAAAAAUCUCCUCUAGUCAGAGAAGAGUUAGGCUUGGAAAUGGGAAAAUUAGGCUUGGGAAAACUAUUCUCAUUUUCAACGGUAAAAAUUUUUUCCCUUAAUUUUAAAAUUUUUCCUCUAAAGAAACUUGACAAAUCAACCUAUUUUUGUUUGAACGGAACUGGAAGUGAAUAUUUCGAUUUUCAUUGUGUUCCAGGUGGAAAACCUGUUAUUGAUGAUGAUAUUGUCGAAUGGUAUACAAUUUGUGGGAAAGAAUCUAAUUAUGAUUAUCAAUGGGAAUAUAUUUAUUUGAUUUGGUAUUUUUUUUUAAUUUUUUGGGGAAUCCUCUGUCCGGCUAAUAAGGGAAGGGAUGAGAAUAGCCUAAAAAGAUUUCUAAAAAAGCUAAAAUAUUUUUGUAAACCCCAACUAAAUUUUUUUAUAUAUUUUUCCUUUUCUAGUAUUUUUUUUGAUUAUCCUCAUCUCUUCUUUUAGCCGGACAGAGAGUUCCCUAAGAAGUUGAAUAAAAGGAGAGACGAGGAUAACCAAAAAACUAAUUUUCUUUUUUUAGGUUUAUCUGCAUUCAUGGCUCGAUAAUUCUUUACCAGGCAGCAUCUAAAUCUUGGGGAAUCGAACAUCCUUUUUCUAAUGUUAAGAAGAAUAAUUAAAUUGAUAAAAAUGGUAUACAAUAAUUUAUUUCUUUUAUUUAUUUCUCCCAAAGCCAUACUUUUUUUUUGAUUGAGAUUCUCUGCCUUAUUUUUCU